Phyllostomus hastatus (greater spear-nosed bat) is the source of this 1481-nucleotide messenger RNA. It is a transcript of the gene RAET1E, whose product is annotated as retinoic acid early transcript 1E. Gene Ontology annotation, biological process: positive regulation of T cell mediated cytotoxicity; antigen processing and presentation of endogenous peptide antigen via MHC class I via ER pathway, TAP-independent; immune response. The coding region runs from base 255 to 1295 and encodes 346 amino acids. Lineage: Eukaryota; Metazoa; Chordata; Mammalia; Chiroptera; Phyllostomidae. The record is from RefSeq and is a predicted model, not a curated record. Gene Ontology annotation, cellular component: external side of plasma membrane. The transcript has 7 exons.
AUCGUCUUUAUGUCCCCUGGGAGACAAGCUAAAGUCCACCGGAUUAUGGACAGAAUUGCCCACAAACGCUGGGAGACAUGGGGCCCGAGCUGAGGACGAUCCUGCCUGACAUCAGACUGGAGGGAAACAAGACCAGGGGUCUCUCCACCCUGCAGGAAGAGGGAACUGCCCUGCCAUCGUGAGAAAGAACGCCAGCUGCAUCCUGGAAGUUCAGCUUCACUGGGCAGACCGUCCUCCUCUCUGACCCAAUAAGCAUGAACUGGACACUCCUUGACCCUGGAGCCAGAGGGGUCAAGGAGGACGGGGAGGACAGCAAGGACCUGGCAGAGUACUGCAGGAAGAUCUCAAUGGGAGAUUGCAGUCAGUGGCUUGGGGACGUCUUAGACCACAGGGAGAAAGUGCUGGAGCCCCCAGAUGCUCACUCUCUUGUCAUCAACCUCACCGUCCAGUCCCAGUCCAGACCUGGGCAGCCCUGGUAUAAAUUCCAGGGCUCAGUAGAUAAAGAGCCUUUCCUUCAGUACGACAGUGACAGCAACAAGGUCAGACCUCUGGGUCCCCUGGGAGAGAAGGUAAAGGCCACCACAUUAUGGACAGAAUUGCCACAAACGCUGAGAGACAUGGGGCCCGAGCUCAGGAUGACCGUGACUGACAUCAGACUGGAGGGAAACAAGACAAGGGGUCCCCCAACCCUGCAGGCUGAGCUGUCCUGCCAGUGUGAAGUAGGACGAUGCACUGGUGGGCCCUUGAAGUUUAACAUCAGUGAACAGACCACCCUCGUCUUUGAACCAAUGAGCAAGAACUGGAUAGUUGUUGGUCCUGGGGCCAGAGAGGUGAAGGAGGACUGGGAGAAGAAUGGACAGGUGGAGCAUUUCAGGAAGAUCUCAACGGGAGAUUGCAAUCGCUGGCUUGGGGACUUCUUAGACCACUGGGAGAAAGUGCUGGAGCCCCCAGUGCCACCAUUACCGUCCUCAGCAUCGCCUCCAACUACACAGAAAAAUACUUCAUCGAUUAUCGCUGGUGUCUUUGGCUCCAUUCUUUUCGGAGUCAUCCUCUCCCUGGGUGUUUGGAUGUGGAAAUCAGGCAGGAUGAAAGCAGCACAGUGUUGCCCUAGUACAACGUCUCAGGGACCUAGUGUGGAAACCAUGGGGUGCUUUGGAGGUGAAGAACUGAAUAUGGUGUCUGGUGGUUCCCCAGCUGAGCUAGUCGAUGUGUCUGGAGCAGACCCUGAAGGCACAAGGAUGUGCGGAGAGCCCCUGCUCCCCAAGACCUCAUGCCCCUUUGAAUUGAUACCCUGAGCAGGUCUGGCUGGUUAAUGAAAUAAAGAAGGUUGGUUUUAUCCACUGUGUCAGGUAGUGGCUGACUAGAUACUACAGCAUAGUAUUGUGAAGGCAUUAAGAUUUCCAGAACUUUCUAUUAUCCUGUCUCCUUUCUGCAUUGAUACAAUCUUUAUUUCCUCCCAAACCUUGUUUCCUCAUUUUAGA